This is a messenger RNA of Vicia villosa (hairy vetch), 639 nucleotides long. RefSeq lists its product as uncharacterized. The coding region runs from base 1 to 639 and encodes 212 amino acids. Lineage: Eukaryota; Viridiplantae; Streptophyta; Magnoliopsida; Fabales; Fabaceae. The record is from RefSeq and is a predicted model, not a curated record. The transcript has a single exon. Gene Ontology annotation, molecular function: nucleic acid binding; zinc ion binding.
AUGCUGGGGAAACGGGUCGGUUUUAAAGCUCUCGAAAACCGAUUGAACCAAUUGUGGGCGAAACAUGGAUCACUAAGCAUUGUGGAUCUGGACAAUGACUUUUUCACUGUUUCCUUUGCCAACAAUGAUGACCAUUGCAGGGCAUUACUAGAAGGACCUUGGAUGAUUUAUGAUCAUUAUCACUCAGUUAGGGAGUGGAAACCCAACUUCUGUCCAUCAAGCGAUGCAAUCGAACAAAUUGCAGUGUGGGUCAGAAUUUCAGGACUCCCUCUUGAAUACUAUGAUGCAAGAGUCUUGGCCUUCAUUGGCAACAGAAUAGGCUCAAUGGUGAAAGUAGAUCGUAAUACUCUGAAAAUUGAGAGAGGUAAAUACGCCAGAUUAUGUGUGCAGGUGGACCUUACCAAACCACUCCUAGCCAUGUUUUCUAUUAAAGGGAGGCACUACAAAAUCGAAUACGAAGGGCUUCACCUCCUCUGUCUGAGAUGUGGGCGAUUUGGUCAUGGCAACGAUGAAUGUGGGGUAGCAGCUUUCUUGCAAGGAGAAAUGGCUAACGUUAUGACAAGCGGCGAUAGAGAAGAAAUCAGCAAGGCAAACAUGAUCAAGGAAGAUGGGUCGUGGGUGGUUGUCCAAAAAACGUAA